Molecule: messenger RNA, 849 nt
Organism: Microthlaspi erraticum
Lineage: Eukaryota; Viridiplantae; Streptophyta; Magnoliopsida; Brassicales; Brassicaceae
Source: the annotation of a GenBank genome assembly
AUGAAUGUUCUUCAGCUUUCGCAGUUGCAGAAAUCUAAUGUUUCUCCUCCUCACCAGAAUAGUUUCAAUAUGAGCUUACGGAGAGAUAUGCGAAAAAGGAUUUACGCUAUCUUACUACGGAAGCAUCCUUCAGAGUCUCAAGAUGUUCCCUCACGGAAAAAGUUUAUUUACCUUGCAAAAUUCUUAGAGAAUAAACUGAUGACUUCAGCCAAGUCAGAGGAGGAGUACUCAGAUUUACGUGAUCUUGAAGCCCGCAUGUGUUUUAUUAUGAGAGAAAUUAAAAGACUCUCUUCUCAACGUCGUGCUGCUGCUACUCCUACCCCAAGCUCUUUAUGUGAAGGACAAUCGAUGAGAAACGCUGUUUCUUGUGGCUCAAGUAGUCUCUUCAGAUUUGUAACGCCAUCGGGCUCAUUGCCAGUUUCUCAAGAUACAUCUCCAUUAAACCCUAACCCUAUGCCAAGAGUUGAGAGUAAUCAAGCUAGAGAUAUAGAGCGCCAAGGACAACAUGUUUAUGAUCGUUGUUCGUCUGCAAGAGCUUCUAUAAGCUGCUGCCAAACCGUUUUUCCAAGAAGCAAUACAGAGAGGGACUCAAGUGAAGAGGUCAAGAGGGAUUGUAGUCGACAUUGUAUGAUGCAGAAGAAGUGGCUUCGGUUUCUGUUGCACGUACUUCGUUGCAGCGCAGCAGAAGUCAAGUGUGAUGGUGAGCAAUGCAUUGCUAUGAGAAAGAUAAUCAAAACUACACAAAGCACCAAGCCCCCUCUUCGCUUAGAUCGAUACUGUCCCGAAACUCGGAGAUUGAUUCUUCAGAUCGAGCAGUGCAGGGAUAAAAUGACUGGAACUUUUAACUAA